GUGGUGGUGGUGGUGGUCGUCGUCGUCGACGCAGGGGGCGCGGGGGCGCGGACCUGGCGCAGGCGACGCACGAGCAACCCAUCGCAGCAGAGGACGAGGAGGACGAGGACGACGGGGCGAGGCGCAUAAAGAAGGCCCGCCUCCUCAGGGGCGAGAAAUUCUCUUCGCUUUCCCUCGAAAAGUUUAUGCCGAUCCGUAAGACAUGGCUGUCAUUGGCUUUGUCCAUCUUGCUUAAAGGCUGAGGAGAUCGAAGGAGAUUUGUGGUGUGGCUCCGAGCACGGCCUCUUUCGUCGCUCUGAAGUGUCUUUCCAGUGGCUUUGUCGUUCUGUCUGCGUGCUGCCGAGAAUCAGGACAAAACGUACGCUCAGCCAUUCAUUGAAGAGGUGCAUAGAGUUGAACCUGCAAUUCACGUGAACGGGUGUCAAUCUCUUCAAGAGCGUAAGCCGAGUAUCGUUAUUCACUGCUGUAACCUAGAGCUCGUGAUGACUCUAAGAUGAGCUCGUAAUGCCUGUCUUCCCUCACUCUAAAUUUGAACAACAUUCGAAGCCCAGCUUGAAGCCGCCUUAAUGGGAAGGGCCGUGGCCAACCGGAGCAUCAGUACAGCUUCCCUCCUCCGGAGGGGAUACGACCGAUGGAAGAUAGAAAUAGCGAGGUCAGCAGCUUGGUCGUCUGCGACAGAUUCUCUCUGCAGGCGGAAACCGCUGUUUGAUGUCAGAGGUGUUACCAAUUUCACGAACUCCUCGUCUCAGAAGUCCUGUAGGGGUGUAUUACAGCCCGAAUGCGAUUUACAAGCAGCAACGAGCGGGAGUAUAGGGUUUAGCCAUAUAAAAGUAACGCGAACUGCAGGCCUUAAAACUGAUGGAAGGCCUUCUUUCAACCCGAGUUGCGCUAUGAGAGAUGAUGGUUUUACAGGAAGGCAAACUGAACGACUGAGAAUAGGUGGAACGCCAACAACGCAGUUACGCAAACAUGGAGCUGCCUUAAGAACGGUCAGGAAUUUUGUUUCGUUAGAUUACGGCAUGAAUGUACUCAAAGACAGCGUAGACACGCAGAGUCAAAGUUUUAAGACAAAUUUGAAGGCGAUGGAGGAGCUGCUUGUGGAGCUACGACAGCACGUGGAGAAGGUUCGGCUCGGAGGAGGUACCAAAGCCGUUGAGAGACAUAAAUCAAGGAAUAAGUUUCUGCCGAGGGAGCGCAUUGACAACCUUCUUGAUCCUGGCGCUCCUUUUCUUGAACUUUCACAGCUUGCAGGACACGAAUUAUACGAUGAGCCCCUUCCCAGUGGAGGGAUCGUGACAGGGAUCGGCCCAAUUCAUGGACGUCUCUGUAUGCUCGUUGCCAAUGAUCCUACUGUGAAAGGUGGAACCUAUUAUCCUAUCACAGUGAAGAAACAUCUCCGAGCCCAAGAGAUUGCAGCUCAAAACCACCUUCCCUGUAUAUACCUUGUGGACAGUGGUGGAGCGAAUCUUCCUAGACAAGCUGAGGUCUUUCCAGAUAGGGAUCAUUUCGGCAGGAUAUUUUUUAACCAAGCUCAAAUGUCGGAGGCAGGAAUUCCCCAGAUUGCUUUGGUUCUUGGAUCUUGCACAGCAGGUGGAGCAUAUGUUCCAGCCAUGGCGGAUGAAAGUGUCAUUGUGAAAGGCAAUGGCACGAUAUUUCUUGCCGGUCCACCCCUGGUGAAGGCUGCCACUGGGGAAGUAGUCAGUGCAGAAGACUUGGGAGGUGCGACGCUGCAUUGUUCAGUCUCAGGAGUUUCUGACUACUUCGCAAACGAUGAAAUGCAUGCUCUAGCUACAGGGAGGAAGAUUGUGAGAAACUUGCAUCAUGCUGGCAUUACCAAGCAAGCUAUGGUUAAUUCAGCAGAAGCAACAGUUAGGGAACCUCUAUAUCCACCCGAGGGUUUGCGCGGCAUUAUUCCAGCAGACAGACGACAGAGCUAUGACAUCCGAUCAGUCAUCGCGCACCUCGUGGACGGAAGUGAAUUUGACGAAUUCAAAAAGCUCUAUGGACCGACCUUGGUGACAGGCUUUGCAAGAAUUAAUGGGCAACCUGUUGGUAUUGUCGGCAAUAAUGGUAUAUUAUUUACGGAAUCAGCUCUCAAAGGAGCUCAUUUCAUACAACUUUGCGCUCAACGACACAUUCCACUAAUCUUUCUUCAGAACAUUACGGGAUUUAUGGUUGGUUCUAGAGCAGAAGCCAGUGGUAUAGCUAAAGCAGGAGCCAAGAUGGUGAUGGCUGUUGCAUGUGCGAAGGUUCCGAAGAUAACCAUUGUCGUGGGAGGAAGUUAUGGAGCUGGAAAUUAUGGGAUGUGCGGUCGAGCGUACAGUCCAAACUUUCUUUUUCUCUGGCCCAACGCUCGUAUAUCUGUUAUGGGAGGGGCACAGGCUGCUGGUGUUUUGGCCCAGGUUGAGAGCGACAAGAGGAAACGGGAGGGCAAAGUUUGGAACAGUGACGAAGAGGAGGCUUUCAAGGAUAAAGUUGUAGCCGCAUAUGAGCGAGAGGGCAACCCUUAUUACGCAAGUGCGAGGCUUUGGGACGAUGGCAUUAUAGAUCCGGCGGAUACCCGUCAAGUCUUGUCCCUAUGUCUCUCUGCCUCAACUAAAACUGCUCCUCAAGUCUCCAGUUACGGAGUCUUCCGCAUGUAGAAAGGAAGUCAAAUUAAUUCCGAUGAGGCUAGUUUUCGGUUUUCAGGUUCUGAAGAUGAACUGGGUUUAGUACUAGAGAAAUUGUAUAUACCAGCGAUAUCUGAUUCAGCUAUUGAGUUUCAUCGGUAGCUCUAACUGGCCCUCGCGUAUCUAGUAAUGGACAGACCAGGCACAGACUGGGCGACUGUCUUUCUGGAACUGAAUUACGAAGCCUCAAAGAAGAUACGCAACAAUCCAUGACAGAAAUUGUACAUAGCAGCCGUGUCUGUCUGUGUACUGUAAAGGUAGGAUCCUCUAUGUAGAAGACGAUUGUAGGGAGUUUGUGCAGUACUUCGAGCAUUCACCUAUCUUCACACGCUGAUGACGGUGAUAAAAUUUAGUAAAAGCAGGAAUGAUUUUAAACAUACAUGAUAUUGAACAUCUCAUUUUGUUUUAAUUUGUUUGGGAAAGGUUGAUAUUUCCCGAACUGCAUU
Marchantia polymorpha subsp. ruderalis is the source of this 3115-nucleotide messenger RNA. NCBI's taxonomy places the organism in Eukaryota, Viridiplantae, Streptophyta, Marchantiopsida, Marchantiales, Marchantiaceae. The record is from the annotation of a GenBank genome assembly.